This is a messenger RNA of Haliaeetus leucocephalus (bald eagle), 7085 nucleotides long. It is a transcript of the gene ZBTB37, whose product is annotated as zinc finger and BTB domain containing 37. The coding region runs from base 230 to 1741 and encodes 503 amino acids. NCBI's taxonomy places the organism in Eukaryota, Metazoa, Chordata, Aves, Accipitriformes, Accipitridae. Gene Ontology annotation, molecular function: protein binding; RNA polymerase II cis-regulatory region sequence-specific DNA binding; DNA-binding transcription factor activity, RNA polymerase II-specific. The transcript has 5 exons. The record is from RefSeq and is a predicted model, not a curated record. Gene Ontology annotation, biological process: regulation of transcription by RNA polymerase II.
GGGCGGUGGAAUUUUCUUCCGGGGUGCGGCCCGCUCGGGGGGUUUCGCUUCCGGGACGGUGCUGCGGGCCCUUCCCACCCCCGCCAGGGGAAGGGGGCAAAAAGCUUUCAGACCUUCUUACUACAUCAGAAGAAAAAAGGAAAACAGCAAGAUACCACCCCCAUUUCCUCCCCUUUGCAUGUUACUUGUAACGUUACAGUAGGGUUGUGCACCUGCAACUGGGACAGCCAUGGAGAAGGGUGGGAAUAUUCAGCUGGAGAUUCCUGACUUCAGUAACUCUGUCCUGAGCCACCUGAAUCAGUUACGCAUGCAGGGUCGCCUGUGUGACAUCGUGGUCAACGUCCAGGGGCAAGCUUUCCGCGCUCACAAGGUGGUGCUGGCUGCCAGCUCGCCCUACUUCCGUGACCACAUGUCCUUGAAUGAAAUGAGCACCGUUUCCAUUUCUGUCAUCAAGAAUCCUUCUGUUUUUGAGCAGCUCCUUUCCUUUUGUUACACCGGUAGGAUAUGUCUGCAGCUGGCUGACAUCAUCAGUUACCUAACGGCUGCCAGUUUCUUGCAGAUGCAGCACAUCAUAGACAAAUGCACGCAGAUUCUCGAGGGAAUUCAUUUCAAAAUUAACGUGGCAGAGGUGGAAGCGGAAUUGAGCCAGACCAGGACAAAGCAUCAGGAGAGACCACCGGAGUCCCACCGGGUGACGCCAAAUCUAAAUCGUUCUCUGAGCCCGCGUCACAACACCCCAAAGGGGAGUCGCCUGGGUCAGGUUAGCACGGUGCUGGAUAUUCGGGAGCUCAGCCCACCUGAGGAGUCCACCAGCCCCCAGAUAAUUGAGCAGAGUUCAGACGUGGAAAGCAGGGAGCCCAUACUACGGAUUAACAGAGCGGGACAGUGGUACGUUGAGACAGGAAUGGGAGACCGCGGGGGACGGAAUGACGACGAUGUUCGGGUGCUGGGAGGAGUACGCAUUAAAACGGAGAACCUGGAGGAGUGGCUCGGGGCAGAGCAUCAGCCAUCAGGAGAAGAUGGGAGCAGCGCUGAGGAGGUCACUGCUAUGGUGAUUGACACCACAGGCCACGGAUCGAUGGGCCAAGAGGCUUACGCGUUAGGGUCCUCCGGCGCCAAAGUGGUCAGGCCAACCAGCAGUGAAAUUGACAGAUUUAGCCCUUCUGGCAGCAUGGUUGCUGUGACUGAGCGGUACAGAUCAAAAAGCGAGUCUCCCGGGCGGAUGGAUGAGCCCAAGCAGCCCAGUUCCCAGGGGGAGGAAUCGGCCAUGCUUGGAGUGAGCGGUUAUGUGGAGUAUCUCCGGGAGCAGGAGGUUUCAGAGCGCUGGUUCCGGUACAACCCACGGCUCACUUGUAUUUACUGCGCCAAAUCCUUCAACCAGAAAGGCAGCCUGGACCGGCACAUGCGUCUCCACAUGGGCAUCACACCUUUUGUCUGCCGCAUGUGUGGGAAAAAGUACACCCGCAAGGAUCAGCUGGAGUAUCACAUCCGCAAGCACACAGGCAACAAGCCCUUUCAUUGCCACGUCUGCGGUAAAAGCUUCCCUUUCCAGGCCAUCCUCAACCAGCACUUUCGCAAGAACCACCCUGGCUGCAUGCCUCUGGAGGGGCCUCACAGUAUCUCCCCUGAGACCACUGUCACGUCUCGGGGGCAGGCAGAGGAAGAAUCUCCUCCACAGGAGGAGGCUGUUGCUGUGGGGGAGACGGCACAGGGAUCUGUGUCCACAACUGGGCCAGAUUGAAACAUGGCUGCAGAGUCUGGGGAGAAAGGACCAUCUUCCCAUUUUUGGCUCUAAAGAGUCAGCACCAACCUGGCAGGCUGGUACUGUAAUUAGUGCAAUGCCACCACUGGACAGAAAGAAGCUCCCAAGAUGUUGCCAAAAUAGAAAAAUCUUUCUCUCUCUCUCUUUCUCUCACACACACACCCCCACACACGUAGAGUGUUAAAAGUUUUUCUCCCUUGUUCCUCCUCCUCUUGGAGAAAAACAAAACAACUGUGUCAAUCAACUUCUUAUUCAGGGAUCAACAGGAUUUUAAAUUUUUUUAAUGUUCCGUAGUGAUCUGGGACGAACAGUCAUUUGUAUUUCUCAACAGCGUUUUGGCCCAGCAGCUAGGUCCCGCUGGCAGUACCGGCCGUCAGCCAUGCAGACCUAGUGAGCUUAGCGUGCAGGGCUGCUCCUUGUCACAUCUGCUGGUCCAGCUCAAGAGGAGAGCAGGGGCAAGGUGCUGUUGCCUUCCUCCAUUCCCCAGGUAGUUGCCACGUUAAAGAAAACAAAGACUGUCCUGGUGGAACCUGCCUUGCCCAAGUGUAUUUAUCCCUGUCUUAUUUUUGGUGUGUCUCUUUUUACCUUUUUACUGAAACUAUUAUUUUAGGGCUUUUGGCUUGCCCGUUCCAGGCUUGCAGCCUCAACGCCCCUUGUUAAAAGCGGGCACGGCUAUAAAGCGGUAUUCUAGAGGUCAGCAAAAUUUGAAGCGCUUCGGCUACUGAAAGUGAAAUUUAGCAGCUGUGAGGUUUGCAGUAGACUCUGAUGCAUUGGGAGAAGGGUUGGAGGGGUCUUUCGGAGGAGGUUGUCCUUUGCUGUUGCUGAUCUGGAGAGUUCAGAGCACUCUGACAUCCUGACUGGUGCGCUGCUGUGCUUCAGGUGUUGCUGAGCAUUAGGAAGAGUUUUUCUGGACUGGCUGAAUUGUGGAGUUAGAGGCUGGCUACCAAAGUCGUCCUUCACCCCUACUCCCCCCUCGACACGCACUUGAUCUUUUUCAGCAAUAUGGUAUACCGAAAUACUAUCGUCCCAGCUGAGCAAUCGUAGGUGGUUGCUUUUAAACAUGUUUCUACAAACUAGUUUGAUAACUUUUUUAUCAAUGAAAUGAAAAAAGAAAACCCUACUUUAUUUCCUCAUAACAGUUCAGGAAACUUAAAAGUGAAUGGUUCCUACACAACUCUGUCCCCUUGCAUGGACUUAACCUUUUGUAUUCUAAGCAGCUCUGAUGUUUAGAGCAAGUUAAGCAAAGCCGGAGAGACAUGCCUGCGUUGUGUAUUGUAGGUGUUUGCACGUGCUUACGUGUUUCAUAACCGGAAAAGCAUGGGACAGGUAGAUAAGUGCAAAUAUCUUGACAUCUUUUGAAGAAGUCUUUUAAAAAAUAUGCAAUACUUUAAGAGUUUUCUCUGGUUCUGAUGCCGAGUUGUUCAUGAUGGAGGGGGAAAAUGAACGACAGGUUGUGCAGACUGGGUUUGGGAGUGGACAUUUGGUCGAAGGAGUUCUCUUGAGGAUGUGUAACGUGUACAAUAAGGAAGGAUGAAGUCCUGAUCCUUAAGGUGAUGGGAGGAACAAUGAGACAUUGAAAAAGGAAUACACUUCAUCUUGCUCUGGCAAAGCAAGGCAGGUGAGCAGUUAGAGUGUGGGCUCGGCAGGCGGGAGACUUAGCAAGUGAAAAUAAAGCCUGCUCCACAGUCUGAUUGCACAAUUUUGGGCACAUGGAAACAUCUCCAGGUCUCACUUUCAACAACUGCAAAAUGGGACUUGGGAUCAUUUUCCUGCCCCUUUAAAGGGAAGAAUUUGGAGAAGGGUGAUGUGUACUUGCCUCGCUUUAUAUAUUUUUCUCUUUUAUAAGUGAGGGGUCUUACUGUUCCUCCCAUAUCUCUCAAAAAGCAGAUGUGGCUCUAAUGUUUUUCUGUGUGGGGGGAAGGGAAGGGCUUGGAGCCAGGAUCGCAUGUAAUGAGGAUGCGCUCCUAAGAGAGGAACCUUUGUAGGUGUUCUGAGUCAGGCACCUGCAAAGUACAUUUCAUUGACCAUUUCAAACAGGAAAACUGAUAUUUCACCUUCGGUUUCCUUCUGUCCCUUCUUCCUCCUCUCCUGUCAAGUGCAUCGUCACACAGUGAAUGAUUUUCUAAGCAGCCACCCGAGGGACCAGCCCCACUGGGUUUCCUGUCGAAGGUCAAACAGGAUUGUACCGAAACAGUAAGGUUUCCAGAGAGCAGUCGGAGAAGAUGAGAGAUAAGAGGGUGGCUAAGGUAGGUUUCAUUGCAAUCGAGGUGCGGAGGAGAGGAGAUGUGCAGAGUAUGCUGCUUUAGUCAUAGCUUUUGAAGUUACCAAAAAUCAAAAAGAAGAAAGUUAAAAACUUUGAAAUCCUAUCCUGUUCACACUAGAGAGCAUCAAAAGUUACUUUUAGUUGCUUAAAAGAUUUUUAAGUGUUUUAAAAUAGAACUUUUAAAAGAAUACUACCAAACUAUAAAAACAUAAAAUUAUUUAUAUACAUAUAUUAUAUAUAAAUAUAGUGGGAAAGUUUCCCUGCUAAGCUUGCUGUGAAGAGAAGGGUGAAGGUGCAGUAACUGCUAUACAAGCAACAUUUUUCUGAAACAGAUGGCAACCGAUCCAUCAAAGCAUAGUGAUGAAGGGCUGACAUAAAAUGGUGAAUGCCUUUAUUUGUAUGGCGUAGCUGUGAGUUUGUUGAGCAGGUUUUUGUUUUACUGUAUCGAUACUGUGAACGGAGGAGCAUCCUAACAGUCCAGGAUGCCAGCAGUGCAUCCUGUUUUGCUGAUUCACUACUUUCAAUUGGCCUGGUGAAAACCAUGAAAUUGGUCCUUCAUAUCAUACUGGGCUAGUCUGAAAACAAAGCUUGUGAAAGGUUUUUAUUUUUUCCUCUCUUUUUUUUUUUGGUGCAGAGGUUGCCACUGUAUAAACGAUCAUUUCUGAAUGCAUGCAAAAGAGCCAAUAUUCUUGCCCGGGCCUCACUGAGGUGAAGUUUAUAGCUUGUAGCUAGAGUCAGUAUAAGGUAUGGUAGUGGGAAUCAUUUUAAUAUUAUUUCUGUACAUUUAAUGGAUGUGUAUGUAUGUGUGGGAAUCAUGGUGUCUCUUAUGUUUUCUCGGACAGCGCUGAAAGCAGUUUAGGCCUAUCCGCACUAGAAGAUGGAACCAGUUCAGAAGGAAUCAUUUAUUAAACUUUUCUUUCAGUGGUUGACUUCUUCAGUGCAGAUGAGGCCAAGGUUUGAGAAAAGAGGGGUUGGAGGUCAUAUAUGGUAUGGAAGAACCUCAUGUGAAUUUUCCAGCAGUGGUGUAGCUACUUGGAGCUGCUUUCCAUAACAGAAUGAUACCAUCUUUCAUUGCCUCUCCAUUGGCAAACCAUAUAGCUCUUUACGGUUGCACCGAAGCUGUGGAGAAUCAGAUGCCAACUUUCCAAGUGCGAAUGCUUCUGUGAUGGGUUGAGGCACAGCUUUGCAUUUCCAUGUCUAGCUGCAGCUUUUUCCCCCUCUGCCAAAACUGUGAUUUCAACUGUGAUUUAAGGAGGAUGUGAAGAGAACUCUGUCGUAUUUUAAUACCUCUGUACGUAACAUUUCUGUCUGCUUCAGAGUUGGGGCUUACUAACCCAUUUGUUUGCUUGCCUCAGGCAACAGGGGGAACAUACUGUUUCUGCGGUUUUCUUUCCCAGAGGGGGAACACAUUUCUUAGUUCUUUGCUGCGGCAGAGAAACCUUCUAAAUGUGAAGUGUUGCAGUUAUCUCUUUGAGCCUGCAGAAAGCCCCGGUGCCAAGUCACAGCAGAGUGACGUGACGGUUCCCGUGGCUGUUCCCUGCUGCUGCCAGGUUCCCUGUGAAUAGCUGUGAAAAUAACAAGAAUUGUGUUAAUACUGUGCUGCUGCUUUGGUGAAAAGCUAAACCUCUUCCUCUUGGGAGGAUGACCGGUGUGAAGCUGGGAGAGGUAAAAAGCAGAAGGUCUUUUUGCUCUCUUGCAAUGGGAGUAUGUGAAAGCAAACCGUGCUUUUUAUUUCCAGCAGCUAGAUAGAGAGGAAUGAAUGAGGAGGCUUUAUGAAAUGUGAAUUUAUAACAGGAGGCUGAGAACACACUUAGAGCCGCUUAGUAAGAUCCAGGGAUAUCAGCCUGGUAGGAGUCAGAGCAGCCAAUGCAGAUGAGCAAUCCCUCACUUGUCCUCCCAGCAUUGUCUGGCCAUCAGGUUCAGUCCUUUGACUUACCUGCAUCUUCUCUACAAUAUUUUCAAGCUGUGAUCUGUAUAAUGUAACUUUCAGAAGUUUGGGUGGCUGAAGGGCAGGAAGAAUAGAAAGCGCUUUGUGUCUCUGCUGCUGUUUUAAAUCCAGCCGAGGUCGGUGGUGACUGACUGUUCCCAUCUGACAGCUCUUCAGAGCUGGAACUGCAUUUGGAACAAGCUGCGAUCUUGCUGAAAAGCGUAGUGGGGCAGGCUUGGUGGGGAGGGCACAGAGCCAGGAUUUCAGCCCUCUGUGAGAUCAAGGUUGAAAUAAAUGGACAGGACAGAUCUCGCUGCUUGUCCUGCUCUUGUUUUGUGACAGCUAGAUGACUUUGUUUUCCAGGGCAGGCCGUCCCACGCCUCUACGCCGUAGUAAUUUCACUUAAAAGCGUGAUGCCCAGUUUGAUAAAUGAUGCUAAGCAGUCCAGUCUUCAAGCAGAGUUCUUCUGCCGCCUUUGGGUGAUUCAACCCUAACAAUGCAUUUGCAAGAGCAGAGUUGUAGCUUUUAUUUGCUGCUGACUUCAUCUCUCCUGCAGAACCCAAGGUAUAAAUAGAAAGACAGCUGAAAAGGUGCACUUUAUUUGGGUGGAAGGUAGCUUGUGAGGUGGAUGGAAUCAUGCAUCUUUAAAACCAACAAAAAUUAGCACCCCUUAAACUUAAUUAUUUAAACUUUAUAAAAUUCACCUCUUUGAUCCAUGACAUGCCUGCCAAUUUAGCCGUACCAGCAGCCAAGUGUUUCUGCAGAUGAGUGACACCAAAUGCUGUUCUUGCUCUACUGGAAAUAUUUUGGGGAUGGGAGAAGUCAAGGAGCUGUAACUCAGGAAACUUCUAAUUUUUGUCAAGGUUUGGGCUCCAAGUUUCCCCUGGGAGCUGAGCCCAUAGCCAGGGCUGCAGUCAGAAGGUCUGGGGUCUUUUGAUGGAGCUGCUGCUGACCACCAGUGUAGCCUCAUCUGACGAUAACGAUAUUCUGAGAGAUGAGCGUUACUCCUGUCAUGAGGUGAGAUCCAUGCACAGAGCUUUGACGUCUUCAGUGGAAGGUCCUAAAGAGGAGCUAAGUAUCUUUAUUUUAAUCAUUGUCAUUCAAAGGAUAUUUUAAUAUAAAAUACAUACAUA